CUUUUCUUUCUUAAGUUAAAAACGUUUUCACAAUAAUCAUGAAGAGAUUUCUUUCAACUUCUUCGGCCCUUCGUAGAGGUCAGAAUUUAACUGAGAAGAUUGUUCAAAGAUAUGCCGUAGGACUUCCACAAGGUAAGAAUGUCUACUCUGGUGAUUAUGUAUCCAUCAAGCCAGCUCAUUGUAUGUCUCAUGACAACUCUUGGCCUGUCGCUACUAAGUUCAUGGGUCUUGGUGCUACCAAGGUUAAAGAUAACAGACAAAUUGUAUGUACACUUGAUCAUGAUGUUCAAAAUAAGUCUGAAAAGAACCUUGAAAAAUAUUCAAAUAUUGAAAACUUUGCUAAAGAACAAGGUAUUGACUUCUACCCCGCAGGAAGAGGUAUUGGUCAUCAAAUCAUGAUUGAAGAAGGUUAUGCCUUCCCCCUCAACUUGACUGUUGCUUCAGAUUCUCAUUCCAAUACUUAUGGUGGGGUUGGUUCUCUUGGUACUCCAAUUGUUAGAACUGAUGCUGCUUCUAUUUGGGCCACUGGUCAAACUUGGUGGCAGAUCCCACCAGUGGCUAAGGUUGAACUUGUUGGUCAAUUACCUCAAGGUGUCACUGGUAAAGAUAUUAUUAUCACUCUUUGUGGAUUGUUCAACAAGGAUGAAGUUUUGAACCAUGCUAUUGAAUUCUCUGGUGAAGGUGUUGCUUCUCUCCCUGUUGAUUACAGAUUGACCAUUGCUAAUAUGACCACCGAAUGGGGUGCUCUUUCUGGUUUAUUCCCAGUUGAUGAAGUUCUCCUUGACUUUUAUAAGCAAAGAAUCCAAACAUUACCACAACCACACCCUAGGGUUAAUGAACAAACCAUUUCUGAACUUGUUGCCAACAAAACUGAAUCUGACAAUGAUGCUGUUUAUGCCAAGCACUUGGUAGUUGAUCUUGCCUCUCUUUCUCCAAACAUUUCUGGUCCAAACUCCGUCAAGGUCGCUAAUUCUUUACAUGACUUGAGCAACCAAAAUAUCAAGAUUAACAAGGCUUACCUUGUCUCAUGUACUAACUCUAGACUCAGUGAUAUUAAGGCUGCUGCUGAUGUCAUUAGAGGUCACAAGAUUGCCCCACAUGUUGAAUUUUACGUUGCUGCCGCUUCUUCUAAUGUUCAAAAAGAUGCUGAAGCAAUUGGUGCAUGGCAAGGUAUUAUUGAUGCUGGUGCCAAACCUUUGCCAGCUGGCUGUGGUCCAUGUAUUGGUCUUGGAACUGGUUUGUUGAAGGAGGGAGAAGUAGGUAUUUCUGCUACUAACCGUAAUUUUAAGGGAAGAAUGGGUUCUAAAGAUGCUCUUGCUUACUUGGCAUCUCCAGAAAUUGUUGCUGCAUCGGCUGUCUUGGGUAAGAUUGGUGGUCCAGAAGAAUUGGAUGGCAAGACUGUUCCUAAAGUUCGUGAGAUUAUUAAAAGCAUCACUGUCAACAAGGAAGCUCCAUCCGUUGAAGGUGGAAGUGUAGAAGUCUUGGAUGGGUUCCCUACUUCUAUUGAAGGUGAACUUGUUCUUUGUGAUGCUGAUAACAUUAACACCGAUGGUAUUUAUCCAGGUAAGUACACCUACCAAGAUGAUAUUCCACGUGAAAAGAUGGCUGAAGUUUGUAUGGAAAACUACGACCUGGAAUUUAACUCUAAAACCAAGCCAAGUGAUAUUAUUGUUUCAGGUUACAACUUCGGUACAGGUUCCUCAAGAGAACAAGCCGCUACUUGUAUUUUGGCCAGAGGCAUGAAACUUGUUGUUGCUGGUUCAUUCGGUAAUAUUUUCUCUAGAAACUCUAUCAACAAUGCCUUAUUGACUUUGGAAAUUCCUGACUUGAUCGACCAGCUCAGAGUUAAGUACAAGGAUUCCAACGAAUUAACUGUUAGAACUGGUUGGUUCUUGAAGUGGGAUGUUACUAAGGCUGAAGUAAUUGUCACUGACUCUGAGGGUAAUGUUGUUUUGAGCCAAAAAGUUGGUGAAUUAGGUACAAACUUACAAGAUAUUAUCGUUAAAGGGGGUUUAGAAGGAUGGGUUAAAGCUGAAUUACAAAAGUAAUAGCCAAUGCAUGUAUUAUAAGUAGAUAG
[Candida] anglica is the source of this 2077-nucleotide messenger RNA. Lineage: Eukaryota; Fungi; Ascomycota; Pichiomycetes; Serinales; Debaryomycetaceae. The record is from the annotation of a GenBank genome assembly.